GCGUUGUGGACGUACACAGCAGCUCCGGUGUUUCAGCCUUGACGCUUCUUGCACCACAAUAGCUUGUGUUGCCGCUGGUUUAUUAUAAUAAUAAUAACAGUAAUAAUAAUAAUAAUAUUUUUUAAAGCGUUUAAAAUGGAAGCUAGCGUUUGUAACAUUCAGGUGCUGCUGCGGGCUGCCGAGUUUUUGGAAAGAAGAGAACGAGAAGCAGAACACGGCUAUGCUUCAGUUCCACCUCUGAGUCCAGAUCACUGCGACAAGAGCUUCAGACAGAAAAAUAGGAAGAUUUCUGCCAGGUCGGUUCACAAUGAGCUGGAAAAAAACAGACGAGCUCAGCUGAGGCACUGCCUGGAGCAGCUCAAAAAGCAAGUUCCUCUGUCACCGGACUCGAUGAGGAACACCACCCUGAACCUGCUGAGACAAGCUCAGCUUCACAUAAAGAAGCUGCAGGAGCAGGACGAGCGAGCCGAGCAGCUGAAGGUCCGCCUGCGCUGGGAGCAGAGGGAGCUGAGGUUCCGGCUGGAGCAGCUGCAAAGAGGCUCAGAGAGGAUGAGGAACCACAGUCAGGGAUCCACCAUGUCCUCUGAGCGGUCAGACUCUGACAGAGAGGACGUGGAGGUCGAUGUGGAGAGCAUCGUGUUUGACUGCGUGGACUCUGAGGGACUGAGCAUUGUGCACACCGGUGCAGACCACUGCUACUCCAGCACGGACAAAGCCUGGCUAUGACGUCCGCGGGGUCACUCCGA
This is a messenger RNA of Thalassophryne amazonica, 746 nucleotides long. RefSeq names its product max dimerization protein 3-like. Gene Ontology annotation, molecular function: DNA-binding transcription factor activity, RNA polymerase II-specific; protein dimerization activity; RNA polymerase II cis-regulatory region sequence-specific DNA binding. The record is from RefSeq and is a predicted model, not a curated record. Gene Ontology annotation, biological process: regulation of transcription by RNA polymerase II. NCBI's taxonomy places the organism in Eukaryota, Metazoa, Chordata, Actinopteri, Batrachoidiformes, Batrachoididae. The transcript has 6 exons. The coding region runs from base 136 to 726 and encodes 196 amino acids.